Molecule: messenger RNA, 1573 nt
Organism: Mercenaria mercenaria
Lineage: Eukaryota; Metazoa; Mollusca; Bivalvia; Venerida; Veneridae
Exons: 4
Coding region: 518-1039 (173 amino acids)
Source: RefSeq, a predicted model, not a curated record
CGGCAAUAUCUAGGCUAAACCAUUAUCAGAGUUGACUUGGAAUAUUCCGAAAUAACGAUCAACUUCCUUUCCUGGAUAAUUUUUGAUAACUGAAGUUUUGAGUUAUCGGCGUUUGUUUAUGUAUGCUCUUUUGGAAUUAUACUGAUUUUGCGGUCUUGAGACAAGCCUGAACGCAAGCUGAAUGGCCAUGGCAAGAAUGCCAGUAGACAGAGAGGUUUUAAAUGAUUUUUACAGAUCCGUCCGUGCAUAUGCAAUACAUAAGUUCGAAAAAUUCCAAGAACAACUUCAAAACGGAGGAGAUCAUUUUAAUGAUGGAUUCAACGUAAGCUGGAUGAGUAGAAACACGGUGUGGAACUCACAGAGAUGUUUGUGGAAUUACAAUCCAUCACAAAACUGUGAGCCAUGCAAGGAGUUAUUUCAGAAAGUGAUAACCCUUUACAGAAAAGUAGAUAAGAUUGGAUUUAAGAACUGUAAAAAUAAAGAGGUGGCUUGAUGCUGGGGCAUAGCAAAACUGUUCAUGCCAGAAGAUAAUCAAGACGUAGAGUCCCCAGAAGAUACAGAUGUAGUCGCUAUUAUACGGAUGAUGUCGAACUGUAGACUGUUCAUGACCUUGGAUGAUUACGAUGUUCGUGAGAUUAUUGAUGGACUGGAUCACCUAUAUUUUGGCGAUAGUCUUUACAGACAAGCAGUGUUCGAUUUGAUGGCAGCAUUUCUACAUAACUUGAUACAGGAUAUACAUGAUGAUACUAUACGUGACAACUUGAAAAGGGUUGCAUUGAAAAUUGAAACAAUUGCUGCUCAACUUCAGAUUGCUGCUAGACCACCUGACCUGAAUACAACAUGGACACCUAUAAGAGCAAUCGGACGAUCAUUAAAAUGUGUUCUUGGAAUUGUAGCCAGAAACCUCCGCCUUAUAUUAUACGGAUUUGGACACCUUAAUGUUGCAUUAAGGUGCCUCUGUUGCCGAGUGGUUAGAGUCGUUGACUUCAAACCAGUUACCCCCCAUCGAUGUGGGUUCGAAACCUCAUUUGAGGCGUAGAAUUCUUCACGUGAGGAAGCCAUCCAGCUGGCUGACGGAAGGUCGGUGGUUCUACACAGGUGCCCGCUCGUGAUGAAAUAGUGCACGGAGGGGCACCUGGGGUCUUCCUCCACCAUUAAAGCUGGAAAGUCGCCAUAUGACCUAAAAUUGUGUCGGUGCGACGUUAAACCCAACAAACAAACAAACAUAAUGUUGCAUUAAUGUAUUUUGGUUAAACAUUACUUAAAUUUAUAUAAAUACGAAUUAAAGCACCGCCUAGAAUGGGGAGUUUUCGUUAAUAUGUCUUGUAUACUGUAUACUGUUACCUUUCGUAGCAGAAAGAAAUGUUCACAUAACUCAAAGGAGUGUUUAUCAGUUUAAAGAUACAGAUCAUUAACUCAAAAAGAAUUUGACCAUUAGCACAUAUUAUUUAGCGAUUGAUGUAUUUGGCAUUUAGCAUUCAAUAUAAUUAUGGAACAUAACAUUUGGUAUGUAGCAUUAAGCAAUAAGUUUUUGGCAUUUAGCGUAAAGUAAAUGGCAUUUGGCAUAAAAAAC